CCGGGACGAGCUCCAUCGCGGGGGACGUUCUUGGCCGGGAAAGGUGCAAUUGUGUGCAGCUAUUCCUGUUCUGGAAGGGAUGGAGGAGGCGGAGGCCGAUUGCGCCCUGGCGUUCGCCGAGGCCCAGCGAUGGGUGGAGGCAGUAACAGAGAAGAAUUUUGAAACAAAGGAUUUUCGAGCUUCUCUAGAGAAUGGUGUUCUGUUGUGUGAUUUAAUUAAUAAACUGAAACCUGGGGUCAUUAAGAAGAUCAAUAGAUUGUCUACACCUAUAGCAGGCUUGAAAAAAUUGAGAAAUGAAUUUCAGCAAAGAUCAAAUUCAGAACACUGGUGGGAAAAUAAGGAUAAUAUAAACGUUUUUUUGAAAGCUUGUGAACAGAUUGGAUUGAAAGAAGCCCAGCUUUUCCAUCCUGGGGAUCUACAGGAUUUAUCAAAUCGAGUCACUGUCAAGCAAGAAGAGACUGAUAGGAGAGUGAAAAAUGUUUUGAUAACUUUGUACUGGCUGGGAAGAAAAGCACAAAGUAACCCCUACUAUAAUGGUCCCUAUCUUAAUUUGAAAGCGUUUGAGAAUCUUUUAGGACAAGCUCUGACUAAGGCACUUGAAGAGUCCAGCUGCCUGAAGAGGAGUGGCAGGGACAGUGGUUGCAGCGACAUCUGGGGCCCUGAGCGCGGGGAGCUUCUGGCUUCUCCAGGCAACUGUAAGAGGGAGGACUCGUUUGAGAGCCUGGACUCUUUGGGAUCAAGGUCAUUCACAAGCUGCUCCUCUGAUAUCACGUUGAGGGGGGCACGUGAAGGUUGUGAAAGUGACACAGAUUCUGAAUUUACAUUCAAAAUGCAGGACCAUAAUAAAGAUGACAUGUCCUAUAGAAGGAUUUCGGCUAUUGAACCCAAGUCUGCCUUACCCUUCAAUCGCUUUUUACCCAACAAGAGUAGACAGCCAUCGUAUGUGCCGGCACCCCUGAGGAAGAAAAAGCUGGACAAAAAUGAGGAUAACAGACGAAGCUGGGCAAGUGCCGUCUACACAGAAGCAGAUGGAGCAUUUCCAAGCAGAGCAGAGCGUGAUUUUUCGAAUCCAGCUUCCUAUCCGAAGGAGGUGUAUGGUUCUGAAAGUGGAUCGGACUCGGAGGAGGAACGGAGGCUGCCGGAUGUAGUUUGGGAUGACUUAGCCAACCGUAGAUUCCAAGUGAAAAAGAGGCCUGAGAGUUCCAUCUCUCCUAAAUCUUGUUCACCCAUCUUUUCUCCUCCUGACCCAUUAACCACUGGGCUGUACAAACUGACGAGUAACGAGAGGAGAACUUGGGGCACGAACGUGGAGAACUGGCCAACAGUACAAGAAACUUCAGAUCCCUCUUGUUAUUUGGAAGAGAACGAAAGCAAGAAAAGCGUUCCCAACACUGUAAAGGAUGAUCUUUACGUGCGAAAGCUAAGCCCAGUCAUGCCAAGCCCAGGGAAUGCUUUUGAUCAGUUUCUUCCCAAAUGCUGGAUCCCAGAGGAUGUGAACUGGAAACGAAUAAAAAGGGAAACUUACAAACCGUGGUAUAAAGAAUUUCAGGGAUUCAGAAGGAAUUCAGAUUCUGACGAUGAGGACUCAGGCUCUGACAGAAGCGGCACCAUUUUUAGUAGUAUACAAAAAGCAGAUCAUAGGCUAGACAGCAACUGUCAAAGACGUUCACUCCUGCUGGAACUGGCUACCAAACGGGCCAGAAACUCCUGGGACCCCCAUGCAGCCAGGAGAACCCGUGGUGUUUCAGAUGAGCCCAGUCAGUUUUUAUUACUUCAGGCCCUCCAGACAUAUUCUGAUGACAUCUUGUCUUCUGAAACAAAUAUCAAAAUCGACCCCACGGCUGGCCCCCGGCUCAUAACACGCAGAAGGAACCUCUCUUAUGCACCCGGGUGUGGACCGGGAGAUGCCCUGGAGAUGCCAGUCCUGGAUCCUGACUUAGAGAAUGAUGACUUCUUUGUCAGAAAGACUAGGGCUUUCCAUGCAAACCCAUGUGUUCUCCGGGCUUUCGAAGACUUAAGAAGUCUGUCUGGGCAAGAUGAUCCUGUAGAGCGAGAUAUAAUCCUGCAGUGUAGGGAAGGGGAACUUGUUCUUCCGGACCUCGAAAAAGAUGAUAUGAUUGUUCGCCGCAUUCCAGCACAGAAGACGGAGGUGCCUCUGUCCGGAGGCCCUGAUAGAUACCAGCCAGUCCCAUUGCCCGAACCCUGGAUGCUUCCUCCAGAAAUUCAAGCAAAAUUUCUCUGUGUGCUUGAAAGGACAUGCCCCUCGAAAGAACAAAGUACUAGCUGUAGAGUGUUAGUUCCUUCCUGUAGGCAGAAGAAAGACGACAUGUUGGCUCGUAAGAUCCAGUCUUGGAAGCUGGGAACCGCUGUCCCUCCCGUCAGUUUCACCCCUGGUCCCUGCAGCGAGGCGGACUUACAGAAGUGGGAGUCCAUCCGAGAGGCCAGCAGGCUUAGGCACAGGAAGCGGCUGAUGGUGGAGAGACUCUUUCAAAAGAUUUAUGGUGAGAGCGGGAGUAAGUCCUUGAGUGAUGUCAGCGCAGAGGAUAUUCAGAGCUUGCGUCAGCUACGUUAUGAGGAGAUGCAGAGAAUCAAGUCCCAGUUAAAAGAACAGGACCAGAAAUGGCAGGAUGACCUUGCAAAAUGGAAAGAUCGUCGGAAAAGCUACACUUCAGAUCUGCAGAAGAAAAAGGAGGAGAGGGAGGAGAUUGAGAAGCAGGCUCUUGAGAAGUCGGAGAGAAGAUCUAAGACGUUUAACGAAAUGCUGCAGGACAGGGAAUCCCAAAAUCAGAUGUCUACAGUUAUGUCGAGAAGGAGGCUAUAUUCUUUUGAUGACGGAUUGAAUGAAGAAAAGCUUCCCCCUGUGCUGCCUAUGCCAGAAGCCUAUUCCCAGAGUGAGAGAGUAGAAGAGAAAGGAGCGACUUAUCCGACAGAAAUUCCUAAGCAGGAUUCUACAACUUUUGUGAAAAGGGAGGCUACUCUCACAGCUGAAGUCCAGUUUCCUUCUAGAAGCCCCGUGGAAGAACAGCGCCCAGCCUCCUUGUUGUCUCAGCAUUCACUGAAUACACAAAUGGAGUCGACUCGAGUUUCAGCAACUCUCCCCAGAAGUUACCAGAAAACCGAUGCGGCCAGGUUAACCUCUGUGGUCACACCGAGACCCUUUGGCUCUCAGUCAAGGGGAAUCUCAUCACUCCCGAGAUCCUACACGAUGGAUGAUGCUUGGAAGUAUAAUGGAGACAUAGAAGGCGUGAAGAGAACCCAGAGCAGUUCGAUCAGCAUCUCUGUGCAAAGACCUGACACAAGCCAGCUUGCAUCUGGCUCAUCCAGCGAAAGAGAGGCCAAAGCGCCCAGAGAAAGUGUGAUGCGGUUGCCCUCUCCUACACCCCCCUACUCAUCUCUUUCCCAGGAUCAGGCUGCCACUUCUAAAGACACAUUGUCUUCAAUAUCUAGCCCUGAUUUAACAUCUGAGCUUGGAGAAGGGAGAAGCUCGCCACGGGCAGAGGUCCCCAGGUCACAGGAUCAGUUCAGUGAUAUGAGAAUCAGCAUAAACCAGACGCCUGGGAGCGGUCUUGACUUUGGGUUUACAGUAAAAUGGGCUUUUUCCAGGAUCUUCGUAGCAUCAGUUGAAGCAGGUAGCCCAGCCGAAUUUUCUCAGCUACAGGUAGAUGAUGAAAUUAUUGCUAUCAACAACACCAGGUUUUCUUAUAAGGACACAAAAGAGUGGGAGGAAACCAUGGCUAAGGCCCAGGAAACAGGGAGCCUAGUUAUGGAUAUCAGGCGCUAUGGAAAGUCUGGUUCACCUGAAACAAAGUGGAUUGAUGCCACUUCCGGAAUUUACAGCUCAGACAAAGCUUCAAAUCUGUCAGUAACAACUGAUUUCUCAGAAAGCCUUCAGAGUUCUAAUACUGAAUCAAAAGAAAUCAAUGGAAUUCGUGAUGAAAGCAGUACUUUUGAAUCAAAAGCCUCUGAACCUAUUUCUUUGAAAAACUUAAAAAGGCGAUCACAGUUUUUUGAACAAGGGUCAUCAGGCUUUUCUUACAGUUCAUGGGUCUACCUCUGUGGAAGCUCCGAUUCUGUGGUUCCUGAUCUUCCAGUCCCAACCAUCAGUGCCCCAAGUCGCUGGGCCUGGGAUCCAGAGGAGGAACGGAAGCGGCAGGAGAGAUGGCAGAAGGAGCAAGACCGACUGCUGCAGGAAAAAUAUCAGCGAGAACAGGAAAAACUGAGGGAAGAGUGGCAGAGGGCUAAGCAGGAGGCUGAGAGAGAGAAUUCCAAGUACUUGAAUGAGGAACUGAUGGUCCUGAACUCAAACAGCAUUUCUCUGACGGCCCGGGAGCCUGCCCUGGCCACUAGGGGUGAGGAGUCCAAGUCUCCUGACAAGGAAGGAACCCGGGCAGAGGAAAAGAUGAGGCACCAGCAGCAGGAGGAAGAUGCGAAUGAGGACCAAAGGAAGAAGCUGCAGGAACAACUAACUCUUGAGAGAGAGAUGAAGUUGAAGGAGCAGCAGUAUCAGGAAGAGCAGCAACAGAAGCGGCGUGAAGUGGAAGAGCAGAAGCACCAGGCAGAGAAAGAGAGGGAAACUUCCAUCAAAAUAUACCAGUACAGAAGGCCUAUUGAUUCCUAUGACAUACCAAAGAGAGAAGAAGAAUCUUCAGGUUUGCUUCCUAGUGACAGGAAUAAAUCCAGAUCUACUACUGAAUUGGACGAUUUCCCCACAAAUAAAAAUGGAAGCAAUAGAUACGCAGACCGAAGUGGGAACAGUAGCUCAUCACAGAAGAGCUCGAAGAAGGAACCAGCGCCAUCAGGAGCGGAGUUGGAGAGACAGCAAAUCCUCCAAGAAAUGAGGAAGAGAACUUCCCUUUAUGAUGACAACAGCUGGAUCCGACAGCGCAGUUCCAGUGUCAACAAAGAGCCUAUUUGUCUGCCUGGGAUUAUGAGAAGAGGUGAAUCUCUAGAUAACCUGGAUUCCCCAAGAACCAAUUCUUGGCGACAGUCCCCGUGGCUCAGUCAGCCGUCAGGAGUCUAUGCCUCUUCCUCCGUCCAAGACUUCAGUCGCCCCCCACCUCAGCUGCUGUCCACAUCAAACCGUGCCUACAUGCGGAACCCCUCCUCCAGCGUCCCCCCUCCCUCAGCUGGUUCUGUGAAGACCACCACCCCAUCCCCCAUACCGCGUAGCCAUUCCCCCGUGGCUCCACAGCCAGGCUCCCUGCCACGCAACAGGUCGGUCAGUGGGAAGCGUGUGUGCUCCUGCUGUCAUAACAUUCUGGGCAAAGGAGCCGCCAUGAUCAUCGAGUCCCUGGGUCUUUGUUAUCAUUUGCAUUGUUUUAAGUGUGUGGCCUGCGAGUGCGACCUCGGAGGCUCUUCCUCAGGAGCCGAAGUCAGAAUCCGAAACAACCAACUGUACUGCAACGACUGCUAUCUCAGAUUCAAAUCUGGACGGCCAACCGCCAUGUGAUGUCAGCCUCCACCCGAAAGCCCUGUUGCAGAUAGAAGAAGAGGUGGUUGUCGCUGAUAUUGAUAUAUAAAUACAUGUUGUAACAUCCUUUCGCUCUGUUUUUUAAAAAAGAAUAACACCUUUUCUGACCUCUUUAGAUUACAUCAGAGCAUUAUAGUCUUGGUAGAACCUGUAUUUUUGUUGUUUAUUUAUAAGACGGUAAUGAUGUGUGGCAAAAAGUGCAGUAUUUCCUUUUUGAAUUCAGUAUCAUAAGAGCACAGGAAAAAACAAGAACUUCAAAAAUUUUUUUUGAGGCUGAUAAGGAUCUGAUUGACUUUUCUAGCGGUGUUUUGAAGAGGGUUAUUUUAUUGUUUUUUUUUUUAAACUCUGAAAUAUUAUUUGAAAUAGUUAAUAUAAAUAUGUAAUUGCAUUUGCUCUGUUUAUUAUAAAAUAUACUAAAUUAAUGCAGAGCCAUAUGGAAAAUUUCACUAAAAUCCACUCCUAAAUUUGCUUUGCGUAUCCUUCUUUUCAUUUAUGUAAUAUUAUGGUUAAUUUUUUUUUGUAGCUUAUGUAACAUUUUAUUUGCUUGAUGAGGGGAGCUCUAUUUUCUUCACCAGAAUUGUUGCUAAGCAGUUCUCAGUAGAAAGCUGCUGCUUUUCAUUCAUGAAAAUUAUCAUGGUUUGUAUGCCAGAAGUUUUCUUCAGAAACUAGUGAGCCUUUCUGUACAAUUGCAUUUGUAAAUAAACUUGCUUGAUGCAUUUAA
Molecule: messenger RNA, 6191 nt
Organism: Bubalus bubalis (water buffalo)
Lineage: Eukaryota; Metazoa; Chordata; Mammalia; Artiodactyla; Bovidae
Gene: LMO7
Product: LIM domain 7
Exons: 36
Coding region: 80-5449 (1789 amino acids)
Biological process (GO): regulation of signaling; regulation of cell adhesion
Molecular function (GO): protein binding
Source: RefSeq, a predicted model, not a curated record